UUUAAAUUACAUCGCUUUCAGAGAGUAAGCUUGGAAGGAAUUUUCAAGUCUUCUUGUACGAUACUAUCGAGAGAAAAUGGCGGACUCUUCGAUAAAUCGAUAUAGCAUACACUUACAGCUGUAGUAAGGAACUGUCAUCGGUUAAAUGGACGGGAAAAUGAGUUCUAACAAUUCCUCGAUUCAUCGUCGCGUCAACUUAAAAAUUGCACCUGGUGCAGUAGUGUGUGAAGAGAGCAUUUUAAAAGGGGAUAUUUCCAUUGGUGCAAAAACUAUAAUCCAUCCUAGAGCAUGUAUCCUAGCAGAGGCUGGUCCAAUUAUCAUAGGAGAAGGCAAUAUAGUUGAAGAAAUGGCAACCAUAGCCAACAGGUUGCCACCCGAUACUCCAGAACCUGCGACGGUGCCUGUGCAAAUAAUUGGGAACUAUAAUGUUUUCGAGACUGACUGUGUUUGUGAAUCGUAUAAAGUUGGCGAUAAUAACAUCUUAGAAGCGAAAGCACAAGUUAGUCGAGAAAUUGAAUUAACCAACGGAUGUGUUAUUGGAGCUGCAUGCACAUUGUCAGAGCAAGAAACAGUACCAGAAAAUACAAUAGUAUAUGGGAGUCAAUGUCAACGUAGAGAAAUGAACGACAAGCCAUAUCCUCAAAUUGGACAGUUGGAUUUUUUGCUGAAAAUACUCCCAAACUACCAUCACUUUCGCAAAUCGAAUGUAAAGUCAAAAUCUGGCGGGCCUGUGUGAAUAAUGUAUAUUCAUAUUCUUUAUAGCAAUAAAAAUAAGAUAUGUUUCAUUUUUAUAUUAAUAGUAUCAUUUAUAUUUAUUGAAGAAGCUUUAUGUUUGCAUUUUAAUAACCAGAUAUGUAUAUUUAUUUAUAUAACAUAUAAUAAAAUCUUUUUAUAUUGUUAGGAUGAGUCAAAUGAAAACGAGCUGUAUAAUGUAACGUAUACAGUCUGUCUCGUUUUCAUUUGACUCAUCCUGGUAUAAACAAGAAAUAUAAAUUCUAGACAAAACUAUUUACUAUUGUAACAAAUGUAUAUUAUUUAAUUAAUUUAAGAAGCUGUUAAUUUAUUUUUAAAGUUAAAAUGAAAAUAUGCUGAACAACAAUAUGUCAACAUUGUAGAAGAUUGCAACGAAUUUACAUUAUUUUGCUUACAAUACUUUGAUACUACACAUCAUUAAAUAAAGCUUAUUUUUACAUUUUUA
Molecule: messenger RNA, 1198 nt
Organism: Solenopsis invicta (red fire ant)
Lineage: Eukaryota; Metazoa; Arthropoda; Insecta; Hymenoptera; Formicidae
Gene: DCTN6-p27
Product: dynactin subunit 6
Exons: 5
Coding region: 146-736 (196 amino acids)
Biological process (GO): mitotic spindle organization
Cellular component (GO): dynactin complex
Molecular function (GO): dynein complex binding
Source: RefSeq, a predicted model, not a curated record